AUGAAGAUGGUGGGCAAGAUGGGCAAGAUGGAGGAGAAAAUAAGUGUGAUGAAGGAUGAAAUAGCCAGGAACACAGAAGAUGAGGACGAGGACGAGGACGAGGACGAGGACGAGGACGAGGACGAGGACGAGGACAAGGAAGCAAUUCUAGGAUAUUAUGUCAUGAUGGGUCCAUCAUUUGUGGCACAUUGCCGGCAAAAGGCCGCCGAAGAGCUUGAAGCUGAGUUUCGUGAAGACAACUGUAUCAACGCGGAUGACACUGAAGGGAAAGGGUUCCGUCUGCAGGCGGAAGGGCUGUGGCGCAAAAAAUUUGGCAACUUCUUGAAAUACAUUCCUGGGGUUGGGUCAAGGGAAGAGGUGAAGAACUCAGUUGAAGAUCAAGAUGACACCAAGUUGUUCCAUUCCUCCGCCACUCGUCAUGACCAGGACCUCGAGGAGGUCUUGCUGGAGUUCGACACCCUGUACAUCAAGUUGUGGAAGCUCAUGAUAGAUCUCAACACCGACUUGAUGCUCAGACAAAGCUUGACCGCCACAAGUGAUGCCCGGAGUUGUCGUCCUCAGUGCUCCAAGGCGUUGAGCAAGAUUUGCAGCUCCCUGCAACAGAUGCAGAAGUUUGAAGAAGAAGCGAAGAACUCCCUUUCCACCUUUCAUGGUGCUCUAGACUUUGCGUUCCGAGUUCAUGUUGGAUUUGCACAGGAAUCUGUCAUUGGCCUGGAAAAAGCGCGAGAGAGGAUGGAUGUUGCAAGUAUACAGCUGAAUAUUGUUGAGAGACAGAAUGAGAAGAAGAAUCAGAUCCCGGAGUUGAAGAAAAAGUUUGAAACCUUGGAGAAGGCGUACAAGAUGCAAGCCAUGCUGGUCGAGUACUACCUGCCCGAUGUCAUUGUACAGGUGGAGUCGACGAUCUUGAAUGGGCUCCAUUCAUUCGUUCAUUCGGAAGUCCAGCGAUAUUUCUCAGCAUAUAAGAAGAUGCAGCCAUUGCAGUAUGAUGUCUCCUUCUUGGAGGGGACCCUCUGCAAGGAAUUCGAGCCCCUGGAGCGAAGGAGAGUGCAGGCGAAGCAACGCCGCCCGCAGAUCGAGGACGUGGUGAAGUUGGUGAUGUCACCAGCUGACAACUUUGCGAUACUCUCUGCCGUGGUCUCCUUCUGCACCAAGGGAGAUGAGUUUCACUUCCGCAAGCAUCGCGAGACUCUCUCAGCCACAGUUCGCCUCCUUGAUGAUGUUGACAUGGUGCAUGUGUUCUCCAAAGUUGCUCUCAGGAACGAGUAUCGAACACUGGAGUCCCGAUCGAAACGAGACGACAGCGCUCACCUGGACUGUCUGCAUCCCGAAUCCCUCACUUGCAGAUUCCUUUCUUCCUGCCUGUCGGUUGGUCUGUCCGUCAAGCCUUGCGGAUGCCUCAUAGAGGGGGUCACCCAAGUGUGUGAACGCAACAAGCGCUUGUUUGCCUCUCGUGCGGAUCUGCAUGAAAACUCUGUGAUGGCAUUUUCUCAGCUCUUGUUCUCGGUGACUUCGAGCUCGAGCGAGUACCCAGGCAUCCUCAAGCUGUCCAUCAGCUUCAUGCUGGAGCUGCUGAAGAGAGCUGGGGUCAAGCUGGAGAUGCGCCUGAAGGCCGCGGUGAAGCUCUUCAUCCUUUCCUUGGUGGUGCCGGCCAUGCUCUAUCCGACAGAGUUCGGCGUUGAGGCGAAUUCCCUGGAUGAGGAGGACGGCAAGCUUCUGCGCGAGAUGGCAAAUGGCAUCAUCAGCUACUACACGGAGUCUCUCCCUCCGAGCUUCGGCGCUGCUUCAGCCUUCAAGGAGGUUGUUGAGGGGAUGCAACAGCACCUGAACCAGUUCGUUGACAGGCUGAUCAACAGCUGGGAAGAUCUCGCAAACUCAUCGAUCGACGAAGACGAGGAGCAGCUUGCUGAGGAUGAUGUUGACUGCCUCGUGGACUUCCUCAAGAGCCAUGGGGGGGUCGUGUCUGCAAGCCUCAAGGCGUCAGGGCAUUCUUCCUCGCUCAAGGCCCUGGAGGACUUCUUGAAGAGGGCUCUAGAGUCCUCCUCCAAGGACAGGAAGUCCAAGAAGAAAUCGCUCCUCCAGUCAGGUCGAGUCUGCACCAUCCCGGGCCUGGCCAAGAUCAAGAGCAAGGGCAGAAUCCUCGGGUUCAAGUACAGAGAGGCUCGAUCGGACGAGGAGGACGACGAGAGCAGCGAGAGCUCGAGCGACAUGGUGACGCAGAGCGUGUUCGACCACCGCAGGAUAAGCGCUGAGCGGGAGGAGAAGAGGAAGGAGGAGGAGUUCGGGGUCGGGCUGCAGUUCGAGUCGGACGAGCAGGGCUACUUCGUGGUGUCGGAGCUCAGCAGUGCAGGGCCUGCACAGCGUUGCGGCAUGAUCGACGUGGGCGACAUCCUGGUGGACAUUGACGGGCAGAACGUCUACCUGCACAAGAGCCCGUCCCUGCUCUUGCGCAAACUGCUGAGCGGGAAGGAGGGGACAUCGGUCCAGCUGGGAUUGCAGAAGCCGGGUUCAGGGCAGACCAGGCAGGUGAUGCUGAGGAGGAGCGAGCAGUACGACAACGAGAGCGCGACGCAGCGAGCAAGGAUGAUGACGUCAUCGGGGCAGAUGAGACCGAGGGUGCGAGUCAGGAAAGCGACUCUGUCCAAGGGCAAGUCGGAGCGGCUGAGGGUGACGGAGGAGCACGAAGGGAGGGGCCUGCAGGAUGGACUUCCCUCCCUCACCUCCACCUCCUCCGUCGGGUCGGAGCGACUGGAGCUGUCCGGGGUCGGGAUAACUCUGCAGAUGGGCGGGGAGUUCCCGUAUGUGUCGGAUAUCUCAGAGAAAGGCCCGGCCGAGAGGAACGGCUGCCUAACGCACGGGGACGAGAUUGUCUCCAUCAACGACUGCUCCUGCCGGGGGAGAACCUUCCAUGAAUGUUCCAAGAUGCUCAAUGGCCCCAUGGGAAGCUUCGUGAAGCUCGAGCUCCGCUCCUCGUCGGCCUUCGACGCCUCGGAGCAGCAGACGCAGGCAGUCAUGCUGAGGAGGACGUGGGUGCCUGACCUAGUGUGGAACGAGAUGGGAGACCAGGCAGCUCCUCUUCUCCCACAAGAGCAGCAGAAGCCUCCUCCUGCGGGCAGCAACGAGAUGUUUGGUGUCGGCAUCACUUUCGUGCAGACCGCAGCAGGUUUCUUCUCUGUGAAAAGGAUCGCGAGGAUGGGGCCUGCUGACAUUGCCGGGACGGUCAGGACAGGAGAUGUGAUCCAGACGGUCGACGGGUUCAGCGUGCGAGGGAAGUCCAUGAAGAAAUUCGCCGGCAUGAUCCUCGGCCCCCUCGGCACCAUCGUGCAGCUGGGGGUCCUUCGAGGAGAAGAGGAGGAGUUUCACCUGAUCCAGCUCGAGAGAGGUCCAUCGUCAGUUGAGACUGAAGAGCCCUACAAGCCACAGACCGCUGAGCUCGAGAGCUCCCCCGCCGUCUCUCUUCGCGAGCAGAAGCCGAGCAACGGGCAGGAUGAUGCCUCAAGCUGCGGCAUCGGCAUCAAGUGCGAGAGAAACGAGGCAGGGGAGUACGAGAUCGCUCAGGUGCAGGAAGCAGGCCCGAUGGCGAGUUGCCAGGGUGUGGGAUCAGGAGACAUCAUAGUGUCUGUGGAGGGCAAGCAGCUGAAGGGGAUGGAGAAGAAGGAGGUGCGGGGCCUGCUGUUCGGUCCCCAGGGCUCGGCCGUGAACCUGGAGGUGCUGAGAGUGUCAGACCAAACCCUGAUGAGGCUGCGCCUGUCCCGCUUCCUCCCCUCCCCCUCUGACGAGCACGUAGCCCAUGGCUGUGUUGGGGUCGUGCUGGGGUCUCCCACGCAGCUGGGGUAUCCCGUGCUGAGCUUGUCGGACCCGAGCCUGCGGGACGGCAGGCUACUGCACAAGGACGAGACGCUUAUGAAGAUCGACGGAGUUCCUAUCUCAGCUGCAAGCGAGCUGCGGGUCCUGCAGUUGCUUGAGGGGCCUCGUCGGUCCAUUGCCUGCCUUGAGAUCCUUGACAGGGAUGGGCAGGAGCGCUCUGUCUUCGUCCCCCGGGGGCAGGAGAGAGCGGUGCUGCCUGCUGCUGGCGAGUGUCGGGGCGAGGUGAGCUUCGACGCGUCCGAGUACGGGCAGGGCUCGAGGAGCUCGGUUAGCUCGAGGAAGAGGAGCAAGGUCGGGCUGGGGAUGACCUUCAAGAUGUCGUCGGCGUCAGGGCAUGUGACUAUCAACCGGAUCAAGAGCCCCGACGUGCCUGCGCACGGGAUGAGGGAAGGUGACAUCAUCAUCUCUAUUGACGGCUCCGUCGUGCAGAACAUGACGGCCAAGGAGCUGACGGAGCUGGUGCUGGGCCCAGCGGGGAGUGAGGCUGAGGUGUGCUUCCAGCACCGGGGAGAGACAAGGAUCCAUAGGACGGUGAUGACCCGCAGCUCGCACGAGGGGAAGGCGGUGACAGGGGAGGCGAGCUGGACGAGCGAGCCGAGCAUGAAGGGAGAGAGCAUGCAAGGACUCGGGCUGACCUUCUGCAAGCCCGACGGAGAAAGGGGCAUUGUGAUCAAAAGGAUCAAGGAGGGAGGAGCGGCAGAGGAGAGCGGAGGCCUCGAGCCAGGGGAUCGCGUGAUGAGCAUCGACCAGCAGCCGCUCAUCUCAGUGAGCAGCGCGCUGCUGACGAAGCUCGUGAUGGGGAAGGAAGGAAGCGUAGCAAGCCUGGUCGUGCGCAAACUCGACGGGUCAGAGAGAACAAUCACCAUCCAGCGAAGAUCGUCGCUGGCACCCAGCCAGCAGCAGCAGCAGCAGCAGCAGCAGCAGCAGCAGCAGCAGCAGCAGCAGCAGCAGCAGCAGCAGCAGCAGCAGCAGCAGCAGCAGCAGCAGCAGCAGCAGCAGCAGCAGCAGCAGCAGCAGCAGCAGCAGCAGCAGCAGCAGCAGCAGCAGCAGCAGCAGCAGCAGCAGCAGCAGCAGCAGCAGCAGCAGCAGCAGCAGCAGCAGCAGCAGCAGCAGCAGCAGCAGCAGCAGCAGCCAGCGUCUGAGGGAGGGAGAGGAGGGUCCUUGUCAGGAGGCAAGGAGCCUCGACCUCGGCUGGUCAGGGAGAACUCUUUCGACUCGGUCAACAGUGAAUUGGGGGAGGCAUCGCAUGCGAGGGUCGGGAUCGGGCUGACGUUCUUCCCUCCCGACGAUGAAGAAGGGAUUGUAGUGAAGCGUGUCAAGCCGGACUCGCCCGCAGAGAAGGAGGGGAGCAUACGGGCCGGUGACAGGAUCAUCUCGAUCGACGGGAAAAGGAUCCGAGCGCGCGUCUCUAGCGAGACUUUGACAUCCCUGGUGAUGGGUCCAGCUGGGACGGCAGCUGACAUCAAGCUGGUCAGGGUCGACGGUCAGCAGGUCUCAGUGCGUCUCAACCGACGAGAACCCCAGCUGGGGUCGAGCUUGGGUCGCGAGGCGAGCCUGGAGUCCGUAGGGAUGCUCGCAGCUGGGCGGUGCGGAUUGGGGAUCACGUUCUACGACCCGAGGAGUCAGGGGGGGAGGCUGAUGGUGAAGAGAGUCAAGGUGGGGGGAGCAGCGGAGAGAAGCGGAGGGCUGCAGGCAGGGGAUGAGAUCCUAGAGAUCGAUGGAGUGAAGAUGAGCGGGGUUGGGACGAGGCAGCUGUCGUCGAUGAUCAUGGGAGAGGAAGGGUCCAAGUGCAGGUUGACGGUCAGGCACGGCGACUCGACGCUUUCCUCCGUCUUGCUGACGCGGACAAGCGCCGAGAGGGGCGAGCAGAGCAGAGCCUCCGAGGGAGGAGAUCGCCAACUUCAGAAGGAGGAGAAGCAGGAGGCAGGGGGUGCGAAGGCCCCGAGGAAGCUCGGGCUCGGGAUUUUAUUCGCGGAGAGAGAUGAGGGAGGAGGGCGAGUGAUUCUGAAGAUGAAGGCAGGGAGCGGAGCAGCUGAGACAGGAAAGCUCGAGCCUGGUGACCGUCUCGUUUCCAUCGACAGCGUCGAGCUGGAUGGUCUGGAUGACUCGGCUCUGCAGCAGCUGAUCGCCAGCUCGAGCGAGUCCCCUGCUGUCUGUGUGGUGAAGAAGGUCGAUGAGAGCAUGCGGCUUGUCAUGGUACCCCGGAAGCUAUACGAGGAGGAGGAGGAGGAGGAGGAGGAGGAGGUAGGCUCGAGACAAGUCGGGCUCGUGGGCCUUGGGAUGGUGUUCCUCAAGCCGGACGGGAAGGGGGGCCGAGUGAUCAAGCGCUUAAAGCCAGGCAGCGCGUCUGAGCUGUCGGGGAGGAUACGCCCUGGAGAUCGCUGCCUGAGCAUCGAUGGCAGCGAGUUGGGGAACAUGUCCGACGCGCAGCUGUCGCGGCUCAACAGGGGGGCGGAGGGAUCGGAGGUGGAGGUGAAGAUCAAGUCGAAGGAGGGCAGCACGUUCAGCCUCCUCCUUGCUCGCUCCUCCUUCGGCUCGAUGGACGAGGACCAGGAGCCCUGCGUGAGCGAAGCGAGCUUCGGGUCCUCCGUGUGGGGCAGUAGGAUUGGAGGACGACGGCAGUGUGGCUUCGGGUUGACUUUCUUCUCGUGGGACGGGACCUCGGAAGGUUUCCGGGUGAAGCGAGUGAAGGACGGAGGAGCGGCGCAGCUCUCAGGGGAGGUGGAAGAGGGAGACCUUGUGAUCUCCAUCGAUGGGAAGAAACUGAGCGGCUGCUCGAACAAGGAGGUUCAGGGGCUGAUCCUUGGAGCAGAGGGAUCUAUCUCCUCGCUCGAGGUACUGAAGAAGGACAAGACGAUCAAGUCCAUUCUGUUGGCUCGAGGAGGAAGAUUCUUGGACUCAGCUGGAGGGCAGCGGGAGGAGGAAGAAGAGCAGGAGGAGGAGGAGGAGAUUGUGCAUGAUGGUAACAGGGAGGAAGAAGAGUUCGCGAAUCCCGCUGAAGUUCAUCAGGGGGAGCAGGAAGUUGAUGGGGAGAAUGCCGAGCCAGCCCCUGCUCCUCCUCCAGCUGAUCUCCGGGAAGUCAGUUUCGACGGGUCUGUGUACGGAGAUGAUACGGAAGACGAAACAGGGAGGAGGAAGUGCGGGCUCGGAUUGACCUUCAGGCAGUCAGAGGAGGCAGGAGGAGUGAUGGUCAAGAGGGUCAAGCCGGGGAGCGGAGCUGAGUUGUCAGGUGGGAUCGCAGCUGGGGAUGUCGUGAUGAGCAUCGAUGGUCAGAGUCUAGUCAACCUCUCCAAGUCGGAGCUGACGGGGCUGACCAUGGGGCUGGAGGGUCAAGUGGCGACGCUGCGAGUGAGGAAGGAGACAGGGGAGGAGCGGGAGGUGGAGGUGAGGAGGGUGCGACCUUCGCUGACUGCCUCCUUCUCCGAGCUGGAGGUCCGCGAGUACGACCUGCUGAGCGGGGAGCUGAGCCGAGAGAGCUCGCGAGAGUCGCUGGAGGGAGGAAGGUCGUUGGAGCAAAGGAUGCCGAUCCCGAGGAGGAAGAGGGUCGGGCUGGGCCUGACCUUCUUCGAGCCGGACAGCAGCGGGGAGUUCGUGGUGAAGCGCGUGAAGGAGCACAGCGCGGCAUCUGGGCUCCUGGAGGAGGGGGACCGCAUCCUGUCGAUCGACGGGUGGGAGCUGGUGGGGAUGGUUCAGAGAGAGCUGACCGGCCUCAUUCUUGGGCCCGAGGGCUCCGAGGCGUCGCUGACAGUGAAGAGGAGAGGGGAGGAGACGAUCUCCAACAUCACCCUCAUACGCAAGGAGAUUGCUGACGUCAGCAAUGAGGUCGCUGGUGAGAGCUCUCAAGAGUCUCUAGGAAGCGAGGCGAGCAUCUCGUCGUCGACGGCAGGGGGCGAGAGAAGGGGAGGAGGAGGAGCGUGCGGGAUCGGUGAGUACGAGUGA
Messenger RNA from Guillardia theta CCMP2712, 7803 nucleotides. RefSeq lists its product as hypothetical. The transcript is spliced from 19 exons. NCBI's taxonomy places the organism in Eukaryota, Cryptophyceae, Pyrenomonadales, Geminigeraceae. The record is from RefSeq and is a predicted model, not a curated record. The coding region runs from base 1 to 7803 and encodes 2600 amino acids. Gene Ontology annotation, molecular function: protein binding; endopeptidase activity.